This is a messenger RNA of Tetranychus urticae (two-spotted spider mite), 3023 nucleotides long. It is a transcript of the gene eIF3c, whose product is annotated as eukaryotic translation initiation factor 3 subunit c. Gene Ontology annotation, molecular function: translation initiation factor binding; RNA binding; translation initiation factor activity. Gene Ontology annotation, biological process: translational initiation. The record is from RefSeq and is a predicted model, not a curated record. Gene Ontology annotation, cellular component: eukaryotic translation initiation factor 3 complex. Lineage: Eukaryota; Metazoa; Arthropoda; Arachnida; Trombidiformes; Tetranychidae.
CAAUAAAUCUCUGUUAUUAGAAUACGUCCCCUGGAUGUACACGCGAUUGCUGAUUUUUUUUAAUGCUGCUUGUCUUGUUUGUCAAGCCAUAUUAAUAAAAUUUAAUUUAUUAAUUUAAUUGUCUGUUUUAUUUGAUAUUGUUAUUGCGUUAAUUGUACUUCUAAUUACAAUAUGAGUGGACGUUUCUUCAAGGGAGUUUCCGAUUCAGAAUCUGAAUCUUCAGAAGCUGAAUCAGAUAUUUUGCCAACCCGGCCUCAUCCGGCUGUUACCUCAGCUUUCCCUGUUAGCGAUGAAGAAGAAGAAGCAAAGCGAGUCGUUCGUACUGCCAAAGAAAAACGGUACGAAGAGCUUCACACCAUCAUCAGGCAAAUUCGUAAUCACAAAAAGAUCAAAGAUAUUUCCAAGAUGCUUAGCGGUUUUGAAAACCUGACCCGUGCCUUUCAAAAAGCUAAACUGGUCAUCGAGAGGGAAGAAAAUAAUAAGAUUCCAACUUUUUACUUGAGAUGUCUAGUUGAAUUAGAAACAUUCGUACACGAAACGUGGGAAGAUAGAGAAGGACGUAAAAAUAUGUCCAAACAAAAUUCUAAAUCUCUUGCUACUCUUAGACAAAAGUUGAGAAAGUACAGUAAAGAUUACGAAACAGAAAUGAAUAAAUACAAAGAAAAUCCAGUUGAAGAUGAUGAAAAGGAAGAAGAAUCAGAAGAUGAAGAAUCUGAUGAAAGUGAUUCAGAUGAUGAUGGACCCAUGGAUUUCAUGAAGAAGCCAGAAAAGGAAGUCAAAGAAGAUUUCAAAGAAGAGCCCAAAAUUGAUAAAGAUGUGGAGGAUGAUGAUGAAAGUGACGAUUCUUACUGGCAAGGCUCAUCCGACGAAAGUUCAUUAACAAGUGAUGAUGAAAAAUACGGUGGAAAUAGGGCUAAAAAUGUAUUUGAGAGAGAUACUGACAAAACUAAAGAAACUACCAAGCGAAGGAGAAAGCCCAAAGAAGGUGAACAUCGUAAACAACGGAUUCAUGAAGAGGAAGAUGAACAAGAAGAAGGUAGAUGGAAAGAGGUCCAACGAGGAGGAAUUCCCGGUGAGAAGCCCAAGAUGUUCAGUAAAGAUGAAGAAAUCAAUCAUCAAUCAGUUAUUAAAAAGUUGCUCGAAAUUCUCGCUAUGAGAGGUAAAAAAAGAAUCCAUCGUAGCGACCAAAUCGAAAUGCUGGUUGAACUAUUGGAUAUUUGUGGUGCUCACAAAUUAGGACCUGCAAUAGAAACAAAGGUCACUCUCGGUAUCAUCGCUGCCCUUUUUGAAUACAAUCCCAAUGUUUCACCCUGCAUGAAACCUGAAAACUGGCAAAAAUGUCUCAAAUUCGCCAACCUUUUGUUCGACAUAUUGUUAGAAAAUCCAGAUAUUGUUGUAAGCGAAAAUAUCGCUGAAGAAGCUGAAAGUUUUACUGCUCCUUCAUUCCGAGUUCACGGAUGUGCGCUCACUCUUGUAGAAAAGAUGGAUGAAGAAUUUACUAAACUACUCCAAGCUGUUGAUCCUCAUUCACCUGAUUACAUCGAAAGAUUGAAGGACGAAAAAAAUAUCUGCACCAUAAUUGAAAGACUACAGACGUAUCUUGAAGCUAAUCAAAAAGGUACAUCUUCUGAGUUAUGUCGGGCUUACAUUUUGAGAAUCGAUCAUCUUUACUUUAAAUUUGAUCCACUUGUUUUCAAAAAACGAGAACAACAAGCUAAAGCCAGGGCAAAUAGUCUUGUUAAUGGUGAUGGCGUUCAAACAGAACCCCAAGAUGAAGAAAAAAAAGAAGGCGCUGUUGAAGAGAAACCGGAAGAACCUCAAAUUGGCGAAACUAGCCUGGAAGUUAUUGACCGUCUCUGCAAAUAUAUUUACGCUAAAGAUGCGACCGAUCGGUUGCGAACUCAGGCUAUUUUGUGCCACAUUUAUCAUCAUGCGCUUCAUGACAAUUGGUUUGAAGCUAGAGAUCUUAUGCUUAUGUCUCAACUUCAACAUAAUAUUCACAAGGCUGAUAUCCCAUUACAGAUAAUUUAUAAUCGUGCUCUGGUUCAAUUAGGACUCUGUGCUUUUAGACAUGGUAACAUAAGAGAUGCUCAUCAAGAUUUAUUGGAUAUCCAAUUUUUCGGAAGAGCCAAAGAAUUAUUAGCUCAAGGUUUAUUACCAAAACCACAGGAACGAACUCCAGAACAAGAAAAGAUGGAAAAAAGACGAUUGUUGCCAUUCCAUAAGCACAUUAAUUUAGAACUGAUUGAAUGUGUUUAUUUGGUUUCAGCUAUGCUAUUGGAAAUACCUGAUGUAGCUGCGAAUGAGUUUAGUGUACGUAAAAAGGUAAUCUCUCGGUCUUUCUAUAACCAGCUAAGAAAAAAUGAGGAGCAACCUUUAGUUGGUUUACCCGAAUCAAUGAGAGAACAUGUUGUCGCUGCUUCAAAGGCCAUGAGAGUUGGUAAUUGGAAAGCCUGUCGUGAUUUCAUCAUCAACGAUAAAAUGAACACUAAAGUUUGGAACUUAUUCUAUCAAGCUAACAAAGUUAGAGAGAUGUUGGUCCAAAAAAUUCGUGAAGAAUCCCUUCGAGCCUAUCUUUUCACUUACAGCCAUGUUUAUGAUGUGAUUUCUUUGGCAACUCUCAGUGAAAUGUUCGACUUAGAAAACAAUAUCGUACAUAGUAUUAUCUCUAAGAUGAUUAUUAAUGAAGAAUUGAUGGCUUCUCUUGAUGAACCAACUCAAACAUUGAUUAUGCAUCGUACUGAGCCAUCUCGAAUCCAAGGAUUAGCCUUGCAACUUGCUGAUAAGGUAACUAAUCUAGUUGAUCAAAAUGAACGUCUCUGGGACUUCAAACAAGCAGGAGCGUUUGGAGGUCAACAACAGCGUAUGGGCUAUCAAAAUAGACAAGAAAACCAAAAUCGCAACUACCAGGAGUAUGGCCAAAGACAAGAACGUAAUAAUAGAGAAAAUAGAAGAUCAAAUUAUGUACGAAACUGAUCUAUUCUCAAUUUAAUAACAUAAAUGCGAAAAUUCAUGAAAAUUAA